ACCGCAACAAGUGUACUGAUGCUGCUCACCGAAACGACAGCUCGAGCUGCCAAUAAUCGACCAGCCUCACACACUUGAGUACCAAAGGACUCUGAGUUUGCUAGAACAACUUUUUAAGUUAUUGACUCCCUCUUUUUCCAUUUAUUCAUUUGAAUAACCAACGCCGGAUGUUUUCUCGCCCGCGACCUUUUACCAAGCCAGCUUUCAGUUUUGUAAUGUUAAAUCUUUUAGAAUUUAUCGGUUAGCUAGCCAGCUAACUAGCCUACUGUUUGAUGUUGCAAUUAGUCAUUUGUCACGAGAUGUUGCAAGCCAGUUUAUCAAACAGCAGCCUGCUACUUCCGACAUGUUUUCGUGUGUAAUCAUCGAUUGCAGGACCCAAAAGACAUUUGGACCUUCAAGUAGCUUGCUAACUCUUUUAUUAGUAAAGUGUUUAUCGAUUAUGGCUAUCUAAUCAACAAAAACAGCUUCUGCUCUGUUGAUGAGAAAUACCGGUGGCACAGGACAACAUCAACGACUAUGAGAAGGGCGGGGCAGAGCGACGCAGCCCUGUCUACCAGCGAUGACUCCCUCUCCUGUCGCGAUGGCUCCUCCACCGACCCUGACCUUCAACCUCGAGCCUGGCCCCGACCCCUCGGCGAUCUUUACCCUACCCAGGGUCACGUGGAGAGGGCGGCGCCCCCGUCCCUGCUGUCUGGGUGUGGUGCCCAGGUACAGCUUGUGACCUAUGACCCCCACAAUGAGGAGAGUAGACUGAACGGGCUCAACACGGACACCUGGUCCAGCCGAGUGAUAGGCCACCCUGAGAUGAAGCCCUACCCCUCCAGGAUCAUGAGGCUCUUCUCUACCCAGAGGAAGUGCACCGUUCCUGGGGACAGUCCGGGCACAACCAGGCCCCUCUCCUUCCAGGGCCCUCAAUCCAGUGCCGGGGGCCCACAGGCUUGGCCAGUCCUGUCAGGGCUUGCCGUCAUGGGCUCCUUUAAGAAGCUGCGCUCCUCAGUGCUCCAAGGCAUUCAGAACCGAGGGACAGCUAAUCCGGAUGGGGAGUACGUCUCAGCAGCCAACCAGGGUGAAUAUAAUGGAAUGGUCACAACCAAUCAGAGCUUAAGACUGAGGUGUGGGGAGGGCUAUAGUGUGUCCAGUAAGGUGUCUAUUGGCCAGCAGAUGGCUGGGAUGAGCCCUUAUAGUUCUGAAAAUGAAGAAGAGGAGGAAGUAGUAGAUAAGGAAGAUGAACUGCAGAGAAACACACGCUUUUCAAGGAGUAUCCGGAGAGCAUAUGGGGCUGGGCGCAUCUCACUGCUGGACACUGGGCAGAACGGGGAACGCGGGGAGGGUCCAGGACAGGGGGUUUCAUCCAAUCAGAGGCCAGGUUUAGGCUCCAGUUCAGGGUCUGAGGUGAACCUCCAUUCGGAAGAGAGCGUCAACGUGCUGAGCAGACUAACCAAGAGUGCAGACAACCUACACCUUAAGGCCCCUUUCAGACGCAAAGCCCCUUCUCCCUCUCCAAAUGACUCACCUGGUACCAUUGGCUCUGUUGUGGCCAAUGUGGGCCGCAGCAUACAGAGAUCAGCCAGUGCCUCGUCCGUGGACCUUAGGGACCGCAGCCAGAGCCCUGGUCGCCUUAGAAGUCCCCUAGGGGCCAGGGGCCACAUGUUGAAGCUAGUGGGCAGCAUGACUGACCUGACUGUGAGACGCAGGCCUAACCUGUCCCCGUCACUUGCCCGGGCUCCCCCGUGACUCCCCUGUCCCCCCUCAGCCGUCUCCACGACGACUACUCCCGCCGUACACCCUGCCUUCCCGCCGGUGACCGUCAACGGCGGCCC
Molecule: messenger RNA, 1820 nt
Organism: Oncorhynchus nerka (sockeye salmon)
Lineage: Eukaryota; Metazoa; Chordata; Actinopteri; Salmoniformes; Salmonidae
Exons: 2
Coding region: 517-1734 (405 amino acids)
Source: RefSeq, a predicted model, not a curated record